Messenger RNA from Penicillium cataractarum, 681 nucleotides. RefSeq lists its product as uncharacterized. The coding region runs from base 1 to 681 and encodes 226 amino acids. Lineage: Eukaryota; Fungi; Ascomycota; Eurotiomycetes; Eurotiales; Aspergillaceae. The transcript has 4 exons. The record is from RefSeq and is a predicted model, not a curated record.
AUGGCUGCCCCUGCCGAUACCACGAUCAAGAACCUCAAUGGAUCAUGGGUGAUGGACUCAUCCCUGUCCGACCCUGCUGACCCCAUUCUGGCUCUGCAAGGCAUGAGCUGGUUCCUGCGCAAGGCCCUCCCCUAUGCCACCGUUACCCUGAAUGUGAGCGAGUACGCGGACUCUGCAAACCCGCAAGUCUACCACAUCGACGUCGACCAGGUCAUCACCGGCGGCAUCACGGGAAGCAAGGAAGCGCGCACGCUUGACUGGCAAGAGCGCGAGCACGUCGACAACAUUUUUGGCACCCUGCGGGGCAAGUCGCGCUUCCUCCGCGGCUCCAAGGCUGAUGACGGCAAGGUCCGCCCCGCUGUCGAGUUCCACACCAAGGUCGGUGAUGCCGAGAAGGAUGCCAAGGUUCAGCGCUUCCUGCGCGGCGAGGUCCUCCUCGACGGCUCUGCUGCGGAGGGUUUCGUCGUUGACGACGAGGGUGCCGAGUUUGGUGAGGGUGAGGGUCUCUGGCUGCAGAGCUUCGUUGUGAACGAGCAGAAUGGCUGGACUGCUGAGCAGAUCUGGGGCUUCGAGGUUAUUGACGGCCAGCGCCGCCACAGCCGUCGUGUUGCAGUUACCAAGGGUACUCAGGUCGAGCUGGCUCGUCUGGUCUACAGCUUUGAGGGGCCAAAGGCUGAGUAA